CGAACAGUCGUCUCGCGUCGCGGAUACGCGUCGCACGCCGCGCAAAGGAUAUCCCGAACCUGGGGAGAGAAUCCUCCCAAAGAUACGCGCUCACCUGCGCUUUCUUUCUCUCUCUCUCUCUCUCUCUCUCUCUCUCUCUCUCUCUGUCUGUCUGUCUGUCUGUCUGUUUCUCUCUUUCAUUCUAUUUAUCUCUUUCUCUUUUUUUAUCCUUUCUCUCUGUUACUCUCUUUUACGCUUCUCGAUCCAUCCAUCCAUCAAUCUACCCAUUCGUCUGCUUGCUUUAACCCUCUUUACUAUAAUCGAAUCAAAAUUGGACUUGGCCGAGAGAGAGCUAGCGUUUUCCAUCCACUUCUUUCUCUUCCACGACAAACUCGAGGUCACUUCAUCGAGAGGAUGCGCGUCCUAUCGACGGUGGAUCGACGCCUCGAAAACUCGGAAGAACGGUUGAUGCAUCGUGCAAAGUUGAAUCUUGAAAUGAAAGUUUAAUCGAGAUCGUCGCGGCUUCUCGUUCCCACGGCAACGCGUAGCUCUCUCGACGAACUGCACGAUGCCGAGAGCUUGAUAGAAAGCGACAGUAUCUGGAAGAGGACCGUCGGGAACGCGGCUCUGCGUUCGUCGUUGUCGAGUGAAGCAGAGGCGAGGAUUAAAUCUCAUCGAGAUCAAGAUCUUACGAGGACUGACAAAUUUGAAAUAUCUCGACGAGAUCGGAUUAGGAGAUAUCAAUUCUUAGAACGUUGUAAGUAAUACCACGUAUCUUUAUCUUGGGCUUAUUUAUUUUCCAUUAUCCUUAUAGCGAUGCAUCAUGUUUGUUAUCUAAAAGAUCCUUUCUAUAAACUUUGACGAGCUCUUUUAUCGAGAUAAAAUGUCGCGUUGUGAGAUCGAGCGAGGAAAUGGUUCAAAGGGUUCUAUAUUUUUCUUCGUCAACAAUUUUAUUCAACUUCGAAUCGAAUUUAUAUAAAAUAUUGGCUGUUCGCGUUUGUCCGACAGUGUCCAUUGUUCUUCCUUGCAAACGACAUCCUUGUUCCAUUGAAUCUCUCUGUUCUCGCACGAAAUUUCACGCUGUCCAAACGAUCGAAUUGAUCAUCGUACGAGCCAUCCGAAUUAAUUCUGACAUGAGAGACGAACCACUUGGAAAAAGAACACCGUGGAUGCAGCCUGGAAUAGGAGUAGGUGGUGGAGGAGGAGGAGGAGGAGGAGGAGGAGGAUGUAGAGGAGGAGGAGGAAGAGGAGGAGGCGGUGGCACGGCCCACGUGGCUGGAACAGCCGACGAUGAGGCUCCGAAAGAUCCAGGCGCCCGCAUUACCCACCAAUCCUACACCGAAAAGGAUUAUGAAGGUCACCGAGCACAUACGGUCUAUGUGGGCGUACAUUUACCCGGCGAGAGAAGACAUCGUCGACACCAUAAACACCAUCAUUCUCAACGGCAAUCGUAUGGUGAUACUAAAGAGGAUAUCGACAACGAAAGACCUAGACAAUUGGUGAUGACGCGCAGGGCUCGUCUCGCGAGCAUUUGCGACCCCGACGGCGAGAUGAUAUUCACGCCGCCGGCUCAGAGAGUGCAAUUUAUUCUUGGCGAGGAAGUCGGGAACGAUGCUCACGAAUCGCAUCCUCUCUUUUCCGAGAUGGAAGAACUCGUCAAGGAUGGAGAUGAAAUGGAGUGGAAGGAAACCGCGAGAUGGAUCAAGUUCGAGGAAGACGUUGAGGAAGGUGGAAACAGAUGGAGUAAACCGCACGUAGCAACGUUAUCGUUACAUUCGCUCUUCGAACUGAGAAGUUUACUUUUGAAUGGUACCGUGAUGCUCGACAUGGAGGCCAAUAGUCUCGAGCAGAUAGCCGAUCUCGUUCUAGAUAAUAUGAUCAACAAAGGUGCACUGCCGAUCGAGUCACGGGAAAAGGUAAGAGAAGCUCUUCUAGUGAGACAUCGACAUCAGCACGAGAGACGUAAGGACAACAACAUGUCGAGAUUACCGAUCAUAAGAUCUUUGGCAGAGAUUGGACGUAAUCAUUCGUCAUCAAAGAAAUACGGCUGUACAUGUGGUAUGCAUGCCUUGUUGACGUCAGAUUUGCAGGAGCGUCGCGACGUCGGGGACGCCUAUGCGCCCACCGUCGGCCGCAGCAGCAGUUGUCCAAAUUCGAAUACGGCCCUACUUUCGAAAGAGACGAAAGAUCUGAAAGGGCCAUACCUUCUGGUACCAGCCGAAAUUGGCAUACCCCACGUGGUGGGAUUUACGGCGUGGUUCGCCAUGUGUCAGCUAAAAGUGGAGGAAUCGAAUUCCGCCCCGGCGAUCGCCGGUGCAACAAGUCAGGCCGGUGGAGCAGCGAUGAAUGCUGGCGGCCGCUUCCUUGCCAUUCCCGGCAAUCCCGGUCAAGAACCAGGUGCCAAUGGGAUUGAUCGAAGUCCGAGCAGCGUUUCGAUCAGCAGAAAUCAUAGUUCUUCCGCUUUGGAAAACGGAGAUGCCAAUCAUAGGGGUAACACGCAUUUCAUGAGAAAGAUACCGGCUGGUGCCGAAGCGAGCAACAUUCUCGUGGGUGAGGUCGAUUUUCUAGAUAAGACCCUGUCCGCCUUCAUACGACUCAGUCAAGCAGGAAUAAUGGGUGAUCUAACGGAGGUACCGGUGCCAACGAGAUUCAUCUUCGUUCUUUUAGGACCUAUGGGUGGAAUUUCGGGUUUCCACGAAAUUGGACGGGCAAUGGCGACCCUAAUGUCCGACGAGGUCUUCCACGAUGUCGCAUACAAGGCCAAAAAUAGGAAUCACCUUCUCGCGGGUAUCGAUGAAUUUUUAGACGCAGUGACCGUCUUGCCUCCGGGCGAAUGGGAUCCUACCAUCAGGAUAGAACCACCGGCUGCCAUACCGUCGCAAGACGUAAGGAAAAGGCCAAAGGAGGAAAAGCCAAAGGAAGAUGCCGAUGAGGAGGCCGACGAACAGAAACUGAGAGAAGAAUCCGGUUUAUCCAGAACGGGAAGGCUUUUCGGUGGUUUGAUAAACGACGUGAAAAGAAAGGCGCCAUUCUACUUUUCCGAUUUCAAAGACGCGCUGGCUCUACAAUGCGUCGCAUCCUUCAUUUUCUUAUACUUUGCCUGUCUCUCGCCCAUCAUAACCUUCGGUGGUCUUCUGAGCGAGGCCACGGGAAAGAACAUGGCCGCGAUGGAAUCGUUGGUAUCCGGAUUCGUUUGCGGCCUUGGAUAUGGACUCUUCUCGGGACAACCGCUAACUAUUUUAGGAUCAACCGGACCGGUCUUAGUCUUCGAGACGAUCGUCUAUGAAUUUUGCAAGCAAUCCGAUUGGAAUUACAUGUCCUUUCGCUUUUGGAUCGGUACGUGGACGACCCUCAUUUUGUUAACACUCGUAGCCCUUGACGCGAGCGCCUUCGUCUGCUACAUAACCCGAUUUACCGAAGAAAAUUUCGCCACUCUCAUCGCUUUCAUUUUUAUUUACAAGGCUGUGGAAAACGUCCUCUCGAUCGGCAAAAAGUAUCCUAUAAAUACUCACGCCAACGAUCCUUUGGUUUUCGAAUGCUGGUGCAAACCACCGAACGAUAGCUCCUCCUAUGGCUUCGAGAACGUAAAUUGGACGACGCUGGAUCGGACAACGUGUCAGAAUUACAACGGCACGCUUAUAGGAGAGGGUUGUAACGUACCGCAAUACGUACCCGAUGUGUUCCUCAUGUCAAUUAUCCUAUUCAUGGGCACCUUCUUGUUAUCCAUCGAGAUGAAGGACUUUAAGAAUGCUCUUUUCUUUCCAUCGAAGGUCAGACAAGUGUUGAGCGAUUUUGCCGUUAUAAUCGCGAUCUUCUCGAUGUCCUUGUUGGAUCACUUCGUGGGUAUCCCGACGCCAAAGUUAGAAGUACCUGAAGAAUUCAAGCCGACCCUGGAAGGCCGGGGAUGGAUGAUUUGGCCUUUUCAGAAUAAUCCAUGGUGGAGCGCCAUCGUGGCUAUUCUACCCGCUCUCUUGGGCACUAUACUGAUCUUUAUGGAUCAGCAGAUAACGGCGGUGAUCGUUAAUAGGAAAGAAAAUAAGUUGAAGAAAGGAUGCGGCUAUCAUCUGGACCUGUUUAUCCUGGCAAUACUGAUAGAGGUCUGUUCGAUUAUGGGCUUACCGUGGUUCGUGGCGGCUACCGUGCUUUCGAUAAAUCACGUGAACUCGUUGAAAUUGGAAUCGGAAUGCGCAGCGCCAGGCGAGAAGCCACAAUUUUUAGGCGUUCGAGAGCAAAGAGCUACGCACAUACUGAUCUUUCUCAUGAUCGGCUGUUCCGUUCUCCUGACGCCGAUGCUCAGGCACAUACCGAUGCCAGUACUAUUCGGCGUCUUCCUUUAUAUGGGUGUGGCGUCACUAAAGGGACUCCAAUUCUUCGAUAGAAUACUCAUCAUGCUUAUGCCGGUCAAGUAUCAGCCCGACUACAUGUUCCUUCGGCAGGUGCCGUUAAAACGCGUCCACGUAUUCACAGCGAUACAACUGACUUGUCUGGCCUGUCUAUGGAUCAUCAAGUCGUUUAGCACUACCUCUAUUCUAUUUCCAUUGAUGCUCGUAGUGAUGAUCGGCAUUCGCAAGUCCCUCGACUUGAUCUUCACUCAGCGAGAAUUGAAGAUACUCGACGACGUGAUGCCGGAACCGAGCAAGAAGCACGCCGACGAUCUUCGCCAAUUGGAGAGCGGCGAGGAACAUCAGAAUUAUCCUAUCGGUUAUGGAGCACCGGAUAACAUUCAAAUAUCUUUGGCAAAUGGAAAUAUUAUGAAGAUUCCAUUGGCGAGCAUCAAUAUCAGCGAGGAAGUCAAUAAAAGUGGGAUUUGGCAACAAGUUAAUGAGAGUAACGAGAAGCAGAAACAACCGAAAUUAAUAAACGUAAGCAAAUCGAAGAAGCAUCCCAAGAAGGAAGGCUCGUUGCUGGUCGACGAAACGACAAGGCUGACGACGAUGACGGAGGAAGACGAAGAUGACAAUGGCAUAUCGAUCAAGGUAGAUCUUAUACGAUCGAAAGAGAGUAUCAUCGGCCCAUUGAAAGUAAAUGGCACUACGUCGGCAGAGACAUCCGUUUAACGAGUACGAUAUCCUACGAGAUAUCGUCUCCAAUUCAAAAAGUGACUUUUUAUAUGAAACGAUUAGAUUAGACAAAAAUCUUAGUUACAUUAAAUACCGUUCCACACAGUAUAUAUAUAUACAUAUAUAUGCAUAGUACGAUGGACCUCGCGAUCUUAACUGAAAUUGCCUUUAUUUAACAAACAAUAAAAAAAGAUCAAAAUGAUUUUAAGAACGUCGAUCAUCAUACAAUCGUACGUUAUUAGAAGGUAUAAGUUUCUUUUAUACGAGGCAUUACUUUCGGAGAAAUUUUUUCAUGCAACGUUGUCAUUUGUCAUUAACAAAAGCCAAGGAAUUUAGAAUCGUUUCGAUAAACAUUUAACAUUUUUGCAAUAGCAUUUAUUACGUGUUUCGAGUAUUUCAAAAGAUAGAAAGCGGAUAGAGGAUCGUUCGCAUUAUUCAUUGUAUACAAAUACAUGCAUACGAUAUAUACACAUAUGCAGGUACUAUAGUAUAUACAUACAUACAUACAUACAUACACACAUACACAUAAUACGUUGAGAAACCGACAAUACUUACGCUUCUUUUCGUGCUAUAUCACGAUAAGAUAGUAUCGAAGUUGGUCGAGAUUAGAUUGGUUGAAGAAUAUUAUGCUGAAGUAAAAUCCAAAGAAAGUAAAGCAAACUAUUAGGAAAUAACGAGAAAGCGACAGAUACUUGUUUUAAUCGUUAGUUAGUACGAAUAAGGUGUUUAGUCGAUAAAUCGAUCGAUGAUCCAACGUACCGAUUAACGUAUUAAGUAUUCACAUUUUAGAGGCUUAGCAAAUUUUACGACUAAGAGAUUGAAUGUAUAUAGUAUAUAUGUACGAAUAAAAAAAGAAAAAAAAGAAAAAAAAAAACAAAAAAAAAGUAAAUAAAUAAAUAAACAAAAAAGAAGCAAAAGAAAAAAAAUUGAGAGAAGGGAUACUGUAUAAACAUGAGACGUUUAAAGUUUAGGCGAAUGCUAUUCAAUCGAUGUAUUCAUAUCUCUGUCGUAAUUAUUUAUAAAUUCUGUUCUGAAUAAUGAAAGAGACGAAUUCUGAUUUGUUCCUCCCUCAUCGUUUAUCCACGAUACUUGUCCCGACAUGAAUAAAUUUAUACGUACAAUUUUU
Vespa velutina is the source of this 6165-nucleotide messenger RNA. RefSeq names its product sodium-driven chloride bicarbonate exchanger (gene Ndae1). The transcript has 28 exons. Gene Ontology annotation, biological process: monoatomic anion transport; bicarbonate transport; transmembrane transport. The record is from RefSeq and is a predicted model, not a curated record. Gene Ontology annotation, cellular component: plasma membrane. Gene Ontology annotation, molecular function: solute:inorganic anion antiporter activity; monoatomic anion transmembrane transporter activity; sodium:bicarbonate symporter activity. NCBI's taxonomy places the organism in Eukaryota, Metazoa, Arthropoda, Insecta, Hymenoptera, Vespidae. Bases 891 to 5036 code for a protein of 1381 amino acids.